Molecule: messenger RNA, 561 nt
Organism: Aaosphaeria arxii CBS 175.79
Lineage: Eukaryota; Fungi; Ascomycota; Dothideomycetes; Pleosporales
Exons: 3
Coding region: 1-561 (186 amino acids)
Source: RefSeq, a predicted model, not a curated record
AUGUCACCUUGCAAAUCCGCCAUCCUAUCCGCCCUCCUCCUCGCAGCAUCAGCAUCCCUCACCACCGCCGCCCCAACCUUCCCAACAAACAACGGCUCCUGCUUCGAGCUCCAAGCCACCGCCCACUACGACAUCAACACCCCCAUCGACAACGGCGAUCCCCAUUGGUUGGCACACUGGGUCGUCCUCCGCUCAGACGGCUCCGUCGCCUACGACCGCGGGCCCACGAAUAACACCGGCUCGUACAUCCACAGCUAUCCCGGCGACCCGAUCCUCGACUUCGAUUGGAACUUCGCGAACAAUAUGGCAUCGUUCCAGUGGUACAAGGAUCCGAUUGAUAAUCAAACUAGUCUCGACUUCGUCUUCGAAGGCAAUUCGACAUGGCAGUGCUCUUCGUGCAUGGGCUGUGCGUCUUUUGCGAAUGCUAGCAGCUCGGCGUGUAUUGAUCUUCUUGUGAUCUUCAUCUCAGAGUCAUCGGUACACUUUCAGCGGCUUCAGCUUGCUACUACCCGUAGUUUGUUACUAUUCGAGAGGAAUGAUAUGCACAUCACCCCGUUUUGA